Molecule: messenger RNA, 3723 nt
Organism: Neodiprion virginianus
Lineage: Eukaryota; Metazoa; Arthropoda; Insecta; Hymenoptera; Diprionidae
Product: transmembrane and coiled-coil domain-containing protein 4-like
Exons: 9
Coding region: 387-2123 (578 amino acids)
Source: RefSeq, a predicted model, not a curated record
UCACGUACGUCACAAGUGUCACAAGUGACAUUUGAAACAUGAAUGAGGAAAAACUGCAUGAUUUCGGAUAUUAGCGAAUGAAAAUACCGGCGUCAAUUAUUUUAUACAGUACCGUGAUUUGUAUAAAACAUAUACGCUCAUGUGACAAAUAGUAUUUCCACAAGUAUUUUUAUUUCUCCCUGAGAGCGUAUUUCUAGGUUAGGUUAGACUUCCCAACGCUGUUGCUGGAUUGCGGCAAAUGUGGAAUUUUCAUUUCCGUCAAUAGCGUGAUAUCAUAUUGUGUGUCUACUGAUUAAGAGCGUCGAUGGUGAAUCGUGUGCACAAUUUGUAAACGAUAUCUAUAAAAUUUUUUAAUAACGCACGACGUCUGAUACACAGUUGAUAAAAUGUCAUCUAAAGACAGCUGUCCGGAUUCAAAAUUGAAACAACAGACGUCGGCUGAAAAGAAAGGUAUAAAAGAAUUGGACAUAUCAGAAGCUGGAUUAUACGCAUAUGGAGCUAUAUGUGCGCUGACUUUGGCGGAGUUGUUCUCAGAUCCCAGCGAUCAUGCCUACAAUAAUUUAUGCAUGAAAAUGAUCUGUCAGCAUUUGAAAAUGAAUGAAAAAAACGAACCUGUAAUGAUGUAUCUUAGCGAGGGAAAAAGCGAGCAGUCCCAAGAGCCUUAUAUUGCUUUGCUUAUGGAAGAACCCAAUUUAAAAGGCAAAACAAUUUUAGUUGUACAGGAUUUGGUAUUACUGGCUGUGCGUAAUGGGAUUGUGUCAGGUGAAUAUGAUUCUAGACAAAGAGUACUAAUCAGACGAGUAUCCGAACUAUUAAAUGUCCCAUUUGAAUUAAUUGAAUUCUAUGAACAUUCCCUGGUCAGAUUGUUGAAUGAGAGUCAAAGCGAACAAACAGAGGCAGAGCAACAUGAGACUGAACGACGUGAUAAAAUACGUAGAAUCAAGAGAUACGCAGCGAUUGGCUUGGCCACAAUAGGAGGUGGAACAUUGUUAGGUUUAACCGGAGGUUUAGCCGCACCAUUUAUCGGUGUUGGAGUAGGCACAAUACUUGGAAGUGCGAGUGCAGCUGCACUGGGCAGUACGGCUGGUAUUGCGAUUAUAGGUUCCUUAUUUGGAGUGGCUGGAGCUGGACUGACAGGAUAUAAAAUGAAGAAACGAGUUGGGGAAAUUGAGGAGUUUGAAUUCGAGCCCCUAACUCUGUCCGGUUAUGGAACUGUGGAUCAACAACUUCACAUUGUCAUUGCUAUUACUGGUUGGCUGAACGACGAUAAAGUCGAUAAUGUUGUCAGGCCUUGGCAAUCUCUCUCUGUGUCUAGGGAGCAGUAUGCUCUUAGAUACGAAACAAAGUAUUUAAUUGAAAUGGGUCAAGCAUUUGAGUACAUACUGAGCAUGGCUGUUUCUAUGGCCACCCAAGAAGCUUUAAAAUACACAAUUCUCUCUAGUCUCAUAAGUGCUGUGGCCUGGCCUGCUACACUUUUAUCAAUAGCGUCUGUGAUAGAUAAUCCGUGGUCUGUGUGUUGCCGGCGAAGUUCAGAAGCCGGUAAACAAUUAGCUUAUGUUCUGCUCACUAGGCAGCAUGGAAAGAGGCCAGUCACACUAGUCGGCUUCAGUUUGGGGGCUCGAGUCAUAUAUUACUGUUUGAGAGAAAUGGCUGAAAUUGGUGGUGGUAAAGGAAUCGUACAGGAUGCGAUAUUACUCGGAGCACCAGUUACAAAUAAUAAAACGGAAUGGGAAAAAUGUUCUACAGUAGUAGCAGGCAGAUUUGUUAAUGGAUAUUGCAGUAGUGACUGGCUGUUGCGGUUUUUAUAUCGCACGUUAUCCAUGAAUUCUGGGGUGGCAGGAUUGUUUCCUAUCAAUUGCAAGAAAGUAAUAAAUGUAGACUUGAGCUCUAUUGUGGCAGGCCAUAGUGAAUAUCCUGAAAAAUUACCAGAACUGUUAAAUUUUGUUGGCCUAAAUACAAAGACAAGUCAGGUUCUCGAUACUGAAAAUGGAAUGAAAAAGUCCAAUUCUGAAAUACCGUGCCCAGAAAAGCACGUGAGUAAUCUAAAAUUGUCCAAAUCUGAUAUGUGCCUACCUUCCAAGAAAUGCCUGACUGAAGAGAAGAAUACGAUGCCGUCCAAUUAGUAGUUCUCCGAAAGAUUUUAAAAAUCUUUAAUAAUCAAUUAUGCCUUUGAUAUAAGUAUUAAUUACAAGUCUAAAAAUGGCCGUACUAAUAAAAUAUUGGGUAAUCAAAGAAAACUAAUCCAAGUGAUAAUAUAUCAAAUCAAUUUAUUCAAAUACAUACGAUAUAUAUCCAUGUACAACAAAUCAUAACGACGCAAGUCCAUAAAAUACGAAAGACAAAUUACGUUUUUUUAAAUAUUUUUUUCUUUGUCUUUAUCGCUUUUUAAAAAAAGGUCCAACUAUGUGUAAUGUAAUGUAUGUUUUGGCUGUCAUUUAGAACACAGAGAUUUAUAUAAAACUUAUAUAUUUAAGAAAGUCUAUUUAUCACCUUUUAUACAAUAGGAUUAUUCACGAAAAUUUCCUAAUUAUAUCACGUAAUUAGAAUAUUUAAAAAUCGUGCAAGAGUUAGUUACGCGCACAAACGUCAACUUGUACAAAAUAGCAUUUUUAUCCUAUCCAAUACCAUUGAGUCUGAAGAGAUAUCUCUAACGUUAAUUAUUUUUACAGUCACUAUUUGGCAAAAACUCUUUGAUUAAUUAUUGUUUGUAAAUAUUACGUGAUAGCUAUUUUGAAAAUUUUACAUUAAUUUGUGAACCAAAGAUAAUGUGGUUGAGAAAUGUACCAUAUUGUUCCGAAUAUAAGUCGAGGUUUUUUCUCAUCAACAGCGCCCACCAAAAUCAUCCUCGUCGUAUAUGCAACCCGUCUUAUAUGUGGGUAACUAAGAAAAAUAUCCUGAAAUACUGUCUCAGAACUGGGGGUUGUCUUAUAUGCGGGGUUGACUUAUACUCUGAACAAUACUUCAGUAUCAUUAUUUUUCUUAUCGUUAAAUGCACUAUUGAUGCCUGUAUACUGUAUGUAUGUAACUUGUAAAAGCUAUGCUUGAAGAAAUGAAACAAUUAAAGAUGAUAUUUUAUGAAAUAUGUAUUGCUGAAUACUGCUUUUGGCUAACAUGCAACAUAAAAGAGACUCGAACAGUGAUCUUAUAAUUAUACAAGAUUCUUCCCAGAGCUUUGAGUGAAAUCAACGAAAUCCGAGAGAUACUGAAUGAAAAUGUAGGAUACAAAAAAAAGAACCAACUAGGUUUACAUUAAAACUGAGAUAAAAUUAAAACCUGAUAAAAAUAACUAAGAUUUAGCAUGGCAAAAAAAGUUUGAAAAACAAUAUUCGUAACCCAUUGCUGGAUUAUAGUUUAUAUUCCAUAAUGGUAGUCAAUUAUUGCGUAUUUGUUCAGAUGAAAACUCAAACAUUACUACCAUACUUAAAGUACACAGAUAAUAUUUAGAGGGACUUCUGGUUAUUCAAUAUUUGUGUUUCUAUAAUUUGUAUCAUUUAGAUAAAAAUUUGCAAUGUCACAUAUAAUUGAAAAAAUGACGAAUAAAAUCUAUAAAAAUUUUAACAGGGUAGGAAAACCUUGUAGUACACGAAUUUUUGAUGUCUUCAAUGCCGAAUCAAAUAACAUGAAUUGAAAAAUGCAAGAGAUUGAAUCUGGCAACUUCAUUCAGCUUAUUCAUCUUUACAAACUUCUCUGUAGAUUAACUUCUUGAUUGUCUAAUUAAUACGA